ACUUCAAACGUGAACGGCAAAAAUCGUGUAGUAAAAACCCAUUUUUUCAAGUAUUAGAUUAACCAAGAUUUAUGAUAUAUUCAACGUAAAUGUUCUUAUAAUUGGAUAAUUCCUGCACAAUGAGAGGGGAAUAUUUAUCAAUAACAUCAUGGAUCUGUUUUUUGUCAUUAUUGAUUGCCUUCGUGUUGUUGCCGCAAAAUGUCAAAGCUCAAGCGAAUAAGGUUUCACCGAAAUUGGAUUUUGACGACGCGGAAAAUAAAAACACCUCCGAUGUGCCAAUAGUACCUGGCACAGGGCAAGGUAGCAGAGGGGACGGCACUCAAAACAGAAGUGGCUCCGAAAGUGGAACGAACGGAAGAGGUAGCGAUGCAACAACCACCACCAGCAGUAGUACUGGAAGCAGUAAAUCUGGACCGAAAAUACAUGGCGUGCGCGUGACUGUCGACACGAGUGACACACAAAAGUCUAAAGAGAACACAGAGAGUGUGGAAAUAACUGACGUGGGAAAGCAUAAGAAGCGUGUUGGCAUACACACGGACAUAACAUUUGAAAUAUCGACAGAUGGAGAUAGCGAUGCUAAUGCGACGAGCUCAGCACAGGACGGCGAUAAAGAGGAUGCCAGUGUGCCUAUAUUUAAAGGUCGCAGUGGACCCACACAAAAAACACGCAAGCCAAAUGAUCCUAAAAACCAAUGGAAUCCAAAUUUCUCGUCUGAACGACGCAGUUAUGAAAGUAGAGGGCAAGGUGCUGGCCCUAAUUAUUACUACCCACAGUACUACCCAAAUAACGUACCCGUUUAUGUAGCGACAGGCAAUGGUCGAGGGGGAAAUGUUGGAACCGUUUAUAGACGAGGAGAUGGCUGGAACAGCUAUGUGCCUUCUUCUAAUGUACCCUCUUCUAAUGUGUGGACCACUGAGCGCACAUAUAACGAACAAUACCGCCCAAAUACUGUGGCUGGCCAUAGAACGCCCAGCUGGAAGCCCUGCUAUUGUAUGACUUCUAUAGUUGAUAAUAGACAACGAAGGGAUCACCAUAUUGGCGCAGGGCUGAUGCACCAACCCACAAGCCCAGUUAUUAAAGUGGUCGAUGGGAAAUUAGAGAAACCAUUUUCUAGUAGAUAAUUGGAUAAGUUAAAAAUAAGCGAAUUAU
Molecule: messenger RNA, 1149 nt
Organism: Anastrepha obliqua
Lineage: Eukaryota; Metazoa; Arthropoda; Insecta; Diptera; Tephritidae
Exons: 4
Coding region: 120-1121 (333 amino acids)
Source: RefSeq, a predicted model, not a curated record